Messenger RNA from Hemibagrus wyckioides, 1859 nucleotides. RefSeq names its product guanosine monophosphate reductase 2 (gene gmpr2). The transcript has 10 exons. Gene Ontology annotation, biological process: nucleotide metabolic process. The record is from RefSeq and is a predicted model, not a curated record. Gene Ontology annotation, cellular component: GMP reductase complex. NCBI's taxonomy places the organism in Eukaryota, Metazoa, Chordata, Actinopteri, Siluriformes, Bagridae. Gene Ontology annotation, molecular function: GMP reductase activity. The coding region runs from base 274 to 1320 and encodes 348 amino acids.
AUUUUGUCUUAUAAAACUACAUCACUGUACAGGUCCAGGGCAGAAAUACCGCCUUUUUUUCAUACCGCUUCCUGGAAAGAAAAAAGAAGGUGAACCGCUUUUUCUCUUCUUGAUGACAUUGUCCAGUGACAUUGACAGCAGGAAGAGGAAUGUGAGACGGUUUUCCUAUCUGUUUAAACAAAUAGACGGUACAAAGAACACACUACUGCACAGCGCAGAGAUACUGUUUUCACACAUACACAGAUACUGUAACGGUCCCAAGGUGAAGUAGCCAUGCCUCGCAUCGAGAACGACAUCAAACUCGACUUCAAGGACGUUUUACUCCGUCCCAAACGCAGCACGCUCAAAUCCCGCAGUGAGGUGGAUCUGAUGCGCAGCUUUACUUUCCGAAACUCAAAAGGCAGUUACAGAGGUAUUCCCAUCAUCGCUGCAAACAUGGACACGGUUGGAACCUUUGGAAUGGCUGUGGCAAUGCAUUCAUUCUCACUUUUCACAGCUAUCCAUAAACAUUACUCUACAGACGACUGGAAAGAGUUUGCAGAGAAGCACCCAGAAUGCUUAGAGAGUGUGGCCGUCAGUACCGGAACAGGCGAGACCGAUUUCGAGAAGCUCGCUGCUAUUUUGGCAGCUGUGCCUCAGAUCCAGUACAUUUGUGUCGACGUAGCGAACGGUUACUCAGAACACUUCGUGCAUUUUGUCAAGGACGUGAGGCAGAAGUUCCCUUCACACACCAUCAUGGCUGGUAAUGUGGUCACGGGAGAGAUGGUGGAGGAGCUGAUUCUCGCUGGUGCUGACAUCAUUAAAGUGGGCAUCGGUCCAGGCUCAGUGUGUACAACCCGGAAGAAGACAGGUGUGGGCUACCCUCAGCUGAGUGCUGUAAUCGAGUGUGCUGAUGCUGCACAUGGCCUGGGUGGACACAUCAUCUCUGAUGGAGGAUGUACCUGUCCUGGUGAUGUCUCUAAGGCUUUUGGUGCGGGGGCGGACUUUGUGAUGCUGGGUGGAAUGCUGGCAGGUCACGCUGAGAGCGGUGGUGAGACCAUCGAGAAAAACGGCAAAAAGUACAAACUGUUCUACGGCAUGAGCUCUGACACGGCCAUGAAGAAGCAUUCAGGAGGAGUGGCAGAGUACAGGGCAUCUGAGGGUAAGACAGUGGAGGUGCCCUAUAAAGGGCCAGUGGAUGUCACUCUGAAGGACAUACUCGGUGGUGUUCGCUCUACCUGCACCUACGUGGGAGCUGCUAAGCUGAAGGAGCUGAGUCGCCGCACCACCUUCAUUAGAGUGACUCAACAACUAAACACUGUGUAUGGGAACAACGACUAAGACAUCGCUAUUGCUCAUGAAUGCUGGUCUGGUGUGACAGAUUUACUGCAUUAGUUAAACUAAAGAGCUGAACUAUGCCAGAUUCAUGCAAAGUUUUAGAAUUUAUACAUCUUUUGUUUGACAAUCACACACAUUGCACACAGCAUCACACAGUGACAAACCUCACACCUUAUCCCACACUAGUGUUAUGGUUGUGAAUAUCAGGGCUAAGAGAAAUUUACCUUCUUAGCCUUCACAUGAAGGUACAGUUUAGCUUGAAAAUGUUUUCACUUCGGUUACUUCAUUGACACUGUGUCUUAAGAACAAGCCAAAUCCUGUUAAAGGGCUUGUGAUUUCUUCCAUUUAUUGUAGUAACUAUUUUAUUAAAGUACUUCUUUAUAGGUCAUGUUUUAACUAAUUAUCUGCAGUGUUUGCUGCAGAAUGGACCAAAUCUUAGACAGCACUUGUUCCCAUUCCAUAUCAUUUAGUUUAAUUAAUGUUUUAUAAAUGUCCUCUAUUCUCUGAUGAAUAAAGGAGACGUAUGUACUCCUUGUACUGCA